This is a messenger RNA of Osmia bicornis bicornis, 2919 nucleotides long. It is a transcript of the gene ncm, whose product is annotated as pre-mRNA-splicing factor CWC22 homolog. Bases 500 to 2731 code for a protein of 743 amino acids. Gene Ontology annotation, molecular function: RNA binding; protein binding. NCBI's taxonomy places the organism in Eukaryota, Metazoa, Arthropoda, Insecta, Hymenoptera, Megachilidae. The record is from RefSeq and is a predicted model, not a curated record. Gene Ontology annotation, cellular component: catalytic step 2 spliceosome. The transcript is spliced from 2 exons. Gene Ontology annotation, biological process: mRNA splicing, via spliceosome.
GCAACUAUCUUCAGACUUUGCGAAGUUCAAAAUAAAAAUUAUUUAUAAUAAAAUAAAUAUUUUCCUUUAACUAUUUAGCACUAUAUUAGAACAACUAAUCCCUUAAUUAUUUAUAUUUCUUGUCUCCCUUUUUAUAGUUUUAAUAAUACUAACUAUAUCAAUACCGCGUUGGUCUUUUAAGUGCAUCAUGCAGCCCUAUGAAAACAGAAACAUACCUUGUUCAAACGUCAGUGGGCACUUUGUGUGCAAUUAAAUAGUGUAUGAAACAUUUAAUAAAUAGAAAUGUAUCAUUUAAUAUAGUAUAUAAGUACUAAUAAUGUAAUGAAUAUAGUAUGUAAUGUAACGAACUUUCCAACGUAUAUCGUUGCUAAAGAAGUAUAAUUACAAUUUUGAGGUUAUUCUGUAUAAGAGGUUAAGUUCUAUCAAAGCAUUAUUAUACAUAACUUUCAGGGUAGUUGAAAAUUGCUCCAAAUUACUGCUUUCAAGUUUUAGGUUUACAAUGAAGAGGUCACACUCUCGACGGGAUAGAGAUGAUUAUGAACGUCCUAAACAUCAUUCAAGAGAUGAUAAUCAUGAAAAGGAACGAGAACGUAAUCGAGACCGAGACCGGGACCGGGAUAGAGAAAGAGAUAGGGAAAGAGAUCGACAUUAUAAUGAUAGAUAUAAUAGAAAAAAUGAUCAGAAAAGAAAUUAUGAUGCUGAAGAAUCAAAUACAGAAUAUCGAUCGUACAAACGACAAGAUUUAAGAAGAUCAAAAGAUUAUGAAAAAGAAAACAAAAGGAAACAAGAAAAAGACAAAGUUAUAGAUUCAGAAAUGGGGAAGAAACAAGAAACAAAUGCUGCUGACGAGGCAUUAGAAAGACAAAAUCGAACUGUCGAGUUAUUAACAUCAAGGACAGGUGGUGCUUAUAUUCCACCUGCAAAAUUACGUUUGAUGCAAGCUGAAAUCACCGACAAAUCUGGAGCUGCGUAUCAACGUAUUGCAUGGGAAGCUCUUAAAAAAUCUAUACAUGGUCAUAUUAACAAAGUUAAUAUUAGUAAUAUUGGACUUAUUACUCGAGAACUUUUAAAAGAGAACAUUGUUAGAGGUAGAGGUUUGCUUGCUCGAUCUAUUAUUCAAGCUCAAGCAGCUUCGCCGACUUUUACAUCUGUCUAUGCAGCCCUCACAGCAAUUAUUAAUUCUAAAUUUCCCAAUAUCGGUGAAUUAAUACUGAAACGUCUUGUAAUACAAUUCAAACGUGGUUUUAGAAGAAAUGACAAACCUCUUUGUAUAUCUUCGGGAACAUUUAUCGCACAUUUAGUAAAUCAAAGAGUAGCGCACGAGAUCUUAGCUUUAGAAAUUCUGACUUUGUUAGUAGAAACGCCAACAGAUGAUUCUGUAGAAGUGGCGAUUGCAUUUUUAAAAGAAUGUGGAAUGAAAUUAACUGAAGUUUCCAGAAAGGGUAUAGAAGCUAUAUUUGAAAUGUUAAGAAAUAUAUUACACGAAGGACAAUUAGAUAAAAGAGUACAGUAUAUGAUCGAAGUCAUGUUUCAAGUUCGAAAAGAUGGUUUUAAAGAUCAUGAGGCUGUUCCAGAAGAACUUGAUCUUGUGGAAGAAGAAAAUCAAUUUACUCAUCUAGUGACGUUAGAUGAAGCAACUGAUUCCCAGGACAUAUUGAAUGUUUUUAAAUUUGAUGCAGAGUACGUAGAUAAUGAGGAUAAAUAUAAACAAUUGAGUAGAGAAAUAUUAGGUUCAGAUGUGAGCGGUUCAGAAAGUGAAGAAGACGACGAAGAAGAAUCCUCAGAUGAAGACAGCAGCACUGCUGUAGUGGAAGGAAAGGAGGAUGUGAUUGUAGAUAGCACAGAAACAAAUUUAACAGCACUUAGAAGAACAAUAUAUUUAACGAUACAUUCGUCGCUAGACUUUGAAGAAUGUGCACAUAAAUUGAUGAAAAUGCAAUUAAAACCUGGCCAAGAAACUGAACUUUGUCAUAUGUUUCUAGAUUGUUGUGCCGAAAUGAGGACAUAUGAAAAAUUUUUUGGGCUUUUAGCCGGCCGGUUUUGUGCCAUUAAUAAGAUAUAUGUUACACCGUUCGAGCAAAUAUUUCGAGAUUCAUAUCACACAAUACAUCGUUUAGAUACAAAUAAGUUACGUAAUGUAUCAAAGUUCUUUGCACAUUUAUUGUUUACUGAUUCUAUAUCAUGGGAAGUGUUAUCUUGUAUAAAAUUAACCGAAGAAGAUACUACAAGCUCUAAUAGGAUAUUUAUCAAAAUUCUAUUUCAAGAACUAUCAGAGUAUAUGGGACUAUCUAAAUUGAAUCUACGUGUUAAAGAUGUUACAUUACAACACGCAUUCGAGGGUCUAUUUCCCAGGGACGAUCCAAAAAAUACCCGAUUUGCUAUCAAUUUUUUUACGUCCAUCGGUUUGGGCGGACUUACGGACGACUUAAGAGAACAUUUAAAAUCUCAUCCAAAACCCACAAUAAUACCAGCUCUGGAACAGAAACCUGAAAGUGUUUCAAAUUCUGAUGAUUCUUCUACUUCUAGUUCAAGCACAUCCUCGUCGUCCUCUUCUUCAUCUUCAUCUAGUAGUUCAAGUUCAGAUGAUUCUGAUAUAUCUUCAGAUGAACAAACGAAAAAAGAGAAAAAGAAGAUGAGAAAAGAAAGGAAAAGAAAACAGAAUACAAAAGAAACCAAAAAGAAGCAUAAGAAGAAAGAGAAACAUAAAGUGAAAAAAGCUAAAACUAAAUAACAUUUAUUGUAUAAAUAAUAAUCAAUAAAUAUAUGUAUGCUCCUACUGACACUAUCAUUUUUCAUAUCUAUAAGAUAUUUGUAUACAAAUAUAUUACAAAUUCAAAAAAGCAUUUGAAUGCUUGAUAACAUGUAUAGGUACAUACAUAAAAUAUUCCUCAAUUUCAAUAAAUAUAUUUUUAACAACAA